UUAAAGGGAAUGCUGCUUGGAUUUUCUUGCACCCAUAAGGAAGCUGUUACUGCCAUGUGUGUGUUAUUUUAGUGUGGGUGGUUGAAGAGAAGCACAAAAAUACUCCGGUCAACACAUGUUAGCUGGUUACAGCAGUGCUUUGUGGCAGGUUUGGCCCCUCAUUAGACACAAGGGAAUGAAGGUUGAAUUUGCUCCUCUCAAUAUACCCCUGGCCCGGAGGUUGCAGACAACUGCUGUGUUCCAGUGGGUAUUCUCCUUUCUGUUACUAGCACAGUGCUGUAUAGGGAUAUUUAUCUGUCUGGUGCUGGCAAGAGUAUGGCUCCUUUUAGCUCUAUACGUUCUUUGGCUCUAUCUCGACUGGGAGACCCCACAGGCUGGAGGAAGAAGAUGGGAGUGGGUACGGAACUGGCCUGUAUGGAAGUAUUUUAAGGAUUAUUUUCCAAUCCGGCUUGUGAAAACAUGCGAUUUAGAUCCCCAACACAAUUAUAUCAUGGGUUUCCACCCACAUGGAGUACUUGUUGCUGGGGCCUUUGGAAACUUCUGUACUAACUACACUGGCUUUAAGGAACUGUUUCCUGGACUUACCCCCUACCUGCACAUUCUGCCCUUCUGGUUCAGGUGCCCAUUCUUCCGAGAAUACAUCAUGAGCGUGGGAUUGGUCUCUGCUUCCAAGAAGAGUGUCAACCAUGUUCUGAGCAAAGAGGAUGGCGGCAACGUUUCUAUUAUUGUCACUGGGGGAGCAGAGGAAUCGUUGGACGCCCAUCCUGGAAGUGUAACCCUUAACAUCCUGAAGCGGAAGGGAUUCAUCAAAGUGGCGCUCAAAAGAGGGGCUCACCUGGUACCAGUGUUCUCUUUUGGGGAGAAUGAACUGUUUCAGCAGGUGUCAAAUCCAAAAGGAUCAUUACUUCGCUGUGUCCAGGAGAGGCUUCAGAGGAUCAUGGGGCUUGCUAUGCCACUCUUUCAUGCUCGAGGAAUCUUCCAGUACAGCUUUGGCCUGAUGCCAUACAGGAUGCCUAUCCAUACUGUUGUGGGUCGUCCUAUCCCAGUAAAGGAAACAUCACACCCUACACAAGAGGAAAUUGAAUCACUUCAUCAGCAGUACCUCGGUGCGCUGCAAGAACUCUUUGAGGAACACAAGGAAAGAUAUGGAAUCCCUGAACACAAAUCCCUCAUAUUCAUAUGACCCUCAGUUAAGACUUGUUGCAUUUGGAAGUGGAAAGGCAACAGCAGUAUCACUUAUUACAGGAGGCAAAGUCUUACCCUAUGUUUCACAGCCCUCCCACAGGAACAACCGUGCUACUUUAAAGGAAAGGUCCAAAAUCUAAAUAAAUCAUUCUGCCACA
Xenopus laevis (African clawed frog) is the source of this 1343-nucleotide messenger RNA. It is a transcript of the gene mogat1.L, whose product is annotated as monoacylglycerol O-acyltransferase 1 L homeolog. Gene Ontology annotation, cellular component: endoplasmic reticulum membrane. Gene Ontology annotation, molecular function: diacylglycerol O-acyltransferase activity; 2-acylglycerol O-acyltransferase activity; acyltransferase activity, transferring groups other than amino-acyl groups. Gene Ontology annotation, biological process: lipid metabolic process; triglyceride biosynthetic process; diacylglycerol biosynthetic process. The coding region runs from base 116 to 1183 and encodes 355 amino acids. NCBI's taxonomy places the organism in Eukaryota, Metazoa, Chordata, Amphibia, Anura, Pipidae. The transcript has 7 exons. The record is from RefSeq and is a predicted model, not a curated record.